AUGUUGCUAUGUUUUUGGAUUCUGUACUGGAAUGAUUACCAGUUACAAUGGGAUGUCAAAGACUAUGGGGAUAUCAGUAGUAUCCGAAUUAGACCAGAGCAUAUAUGGACACCUGAUGUAGUUUUGUUCAAUAAUGCUGAUGGCAAUUAUGAAGUAUCAUACAAACCAAAUGCAGUCAUUGACUUUGGCAGUAACAUUACAUGGAUUCCUCCAGCCAUUUACCAAAGCUCUUGCACUAUUGACGUAGAAUACUUCCCCUUUGACCAGCAAAACUUUAUUAUCAUUAAUAGGAAUUAUAGAACACCACGCACGCACAAAAUGCCAAACUGGGUACGCGUAGUCUUUCUUUACUAUCUUCCAAAAUUUUUGUUUAUGGAAAGGCCAGACCAUGAUGAACGCUGGCAGAAGAAGUCCAAGACCCCACCCCAAGUGGAAGAAGUGGCAAAUCCUGAACAACCUCGUCAUUAUUCAGCUGCCGCGAGGCGGGCGGACUUACUGGAGCUUCAUGAAAUCCACCAUCCAAAUUGUAAGCUCAACCCUAAGUCCACCUCCACGGAGUAUCUGAGACGGGAGCCUGAUGGGGCUGACCACUUCACUGUGUCACCACACAUCAUUCGAGCUUCAGAAGCCGUCAAGUUUAUCACACAGCAUUUAAAAAAUGAGGAUGAAUAUGAAACUGUUCUCGACGACUGGAAAUAUAUUGCUAUGGUUCUUGAUCGGCUCCUCUUGUACAUAUUUUUGGCUGUAACAUUUGGUGGCACUGUUGGCAUAUUAAUGAAUGCACCACACAUAUUUGAAUAUGUUGACCAGGAUGCCAUCAUUGCUGCUAUAAUGAAAGAUAAUAAAAACAAUACGGGAUGA
Acanthosepion pharaonis is the source of this 861-nucleotide messenger RNA. NCBI's taxonomy places the organism in Eukaryota, Metazoa, Mollusca, Cephalopoda, Sepiida, Sepiidae. The record is from the annotation of a GenBank genome assembly.